GCCGCGUCCCCGCCAGCCCUGCCGACGUGGCGGGGCGGGACCCGGCGGGCGCUCCCGCGCGCACUCGGCCGCCUGAGCGAUAUUAAAAUGUCUGAUGAUGGCGAUGACACCUUAGCCACUGGAGACAAAGCAGAAAUCACCAACAUGCCCAGUAGUGAUACCUUACCCAAAGAUGCAGAAGCGCACUGUGAUUCAGCUACGAUUUCAAAUGAGCUAACGCCAGCUGACCCCAGAGGAGACGUGCAUGAAAAUGCGGCUGUUCAGGGUGCAGAGACUGCUGACACUGGACUCACUGAGCAGCCCGAAGACCCCGGUCCCGUGGAGCACCCCCCCAAUGGAGAAGUGACUGAGGAUGCCCUUGCUGAAUGCAUUGACUCCGUCAGCCUCGAGGCAGAACCUGGAUCCGAAAUACCCCUGAAAGAACAGAGUGAUCCGGCCGUGGAUUCCUCUCCACAUGGAGGGGGAUGGGCAGGCUGGGGCUCCUGGGGCAAAUCUCUGCUCUCAUCAGCAUCUGCCACAGUAGGUCAUGGGUUGACCGCGGUCAAGGAAAAAGCAGGGGCCACCCUCCGGAUUCAUAGUGUGAAUUCUGGCUCUUCCGAAGGGGCCCAACCUGAUACUGCAAAUGAAGUCCCUCAAAUAGCAGUUGCAGCCGCAGAUCAGAGGCCUGCAGAAAGCCCACCCACUUCUCCUUCAUCGGGGUCUCGGGGCAUGCUGUCAGCCAUCACCAAUGCGGUUCAGAACACAGGUAAAAGCGUCUUAACAGGUGGUCUUGAUGCUCUGGAAUUCAUUGGCAAGAAAACUAUGAAUGUCCUUGCAGAAAGCGACCCAGGUUUUAAGCGGACCAAGACACUCAUGGAGAGAACCGUUUCCUUAUCUCAGAUGUUGCGGGAAGCCAAGGAGAAGGAGAAGCAGAGGCUGGCGCAGCAGCUCACGGCCGAGAGGACCGCACACUACGGGAUGCUGUUUGAUGAAUAUCAGGGUUUGUCCCACCUGGAAGCCCUGGAAAUUCUGUCCAAUGAAAGCGAAAGCAAGGUUCAGUCAUUUUUAGCAUCACUUGAUGGAGAGAAGCUGGAAGUCUUAAAAAAUGACCUAAUUUCCAUUAAAGACAUCUUUGCAGCCAAAGAAUUAGAGAAUGAAGAGAAUCAAGAAGUGCAAGGGAUCGAAGAAAAGGGAGAAGAAUUUUCUAGCAUGCUUACAGAGCUCCUCUUUGAAUUGCAUGUUGCGGCCACGCCUGACAAACUCAAUAAGGCCAUGAAAAAAGCUCAUGACUGGGUGGAAGAGGAUCAAACCAUGGUGCCAGUAGAUGUGGCCGAAGAGUCAGAGGACAAAACAAAGAAGGAAGAAAAGGAAGAGGAACCUGAAAACCCCGAAGAAGACAAGAAGGAAGAAAGGAAAACUAAGACAGUCGAGGAGGUAUACAUGCAGUCCAUCGAAAGCCUGGCAGAAGUAACAGCUCGCUGUAUUGAGCAGCUUCAUAAAGUAGCAGAAUUAAUUCUUCAUGGACAAGAAGAGGAAAAACCAGCUCAGGACCAAGCAAAAGUUCUGAUAAAAUUAACUACUGCAAUGUGCAAGGAAGUGGCCUCCUUAUCAGAGAAGUUUACAAAUUCUUUAACCACUGUUGGGAGCAACAAGAAGGCUGAGGUCCUUAACCCCAUGAUCAAUAGUGUAUUGUUAGAGGGCUGCAAUAGCACCACAUACAUACAGGAUGCCUUCCAGCUGCUGCUGCCUGUCUUGCAGGUUUCACACAUCCAGACCAGUCGUUCCAAAGCACAGCCAUGAGCUGGCCAGACUCCAUCUAGUUAAAGGAAACAGCAGGCCCUGUUGCUCUGAUAUAUACCAUUUCAUGGAAUGUUUUCGACGCAUCUGACCACAGAUGCCUGUUUGGAGACACUACAAGCAAUUUUGCACAGACAGAUUGAGAAUGCAAGUUCAAAGACAGUAUCAUUUCUCUUAAUGUAUACGGUUGUUUUUACAAGUAAUUAUGUUUCCUUUAUGUUAAUUUAAAUUUACACGGCUUUGUAUUGAUAAUUUCCUUUAUCUGGAGUUCACUCAAAAUAUUCAUUUCUAUUUUCCUGGUCAAGCAUCUUAUAUUUGGAAAUUCAUGGGCAGACCCUAGACUUUAAAUUUCCACUUUUAAAUUUCCCAUUCUUAUUGUAUGACUUAAAAUCAAUUCUUAUCCUAAACUUAGUUUUGUUAUAUUAAUGCCACUGUCAGAGAUAACACUACUCAUAGAUAUUACCUAUUAUGGUGAAAGAGCAACAUAAGUAUCUGUUUAUAGUCAUGUAUUCUCAAAACAAGCAUUUAUUGAGCUCCUACUGUGUGCUCACAAUAGAGGAACAUGAUCUCACCCCAGUAGAGACAGAUAUGCUGAGAGAGGAUUUAUAAUAAUUCUUAAAAUGCUUUAAAAUACUAUUAACUUUUCUAAACCUUAAAAAAUUUGAAGAACAAGGUAAAUUAGUGGUUUUUUAAAUGUUCUACCCUUCAACUGAUUGGACUUUUUUAUCCCAAACUUUACAUAUGGGAUGAAAAUACGUAUGAAAAGGGAUACUAAAGAAUAUUUUGUUUAAAAUUGAAUUCUUAUGACCAUAAGUACAUAAUAGCACAAUCAUAAAGCUUGUAAGUAUUCAGAUAGAAAAUUAAGGGAAUUACAACAGAGUAGACCCCCAGGACUGCAUUUUUAAAUCUACUACAGUUGAGUCAAGCUGUUCCAUGAAUACACAGAUCACACUCGCCAAUGGUAAAUGUAAUGAUUGCUUCUAAAGACAGAAAAUGCUGACGUGUGGAUGACUAAAUGGUCACAAUCCAGGAGCCUGCACAGAAGACCCUGCGGCCAGGAGAGGCCUUGUCAAUGGGCAUUCCCCACCCCGAGCCCCAGAUGGUCACUCUGGGUGGAGGUCCUGUACAAUGUUCCUAUCUGGGAGGCCCACUGACAUCCCUCCAGGUACUGUCACAAGGUGUCUUGCACAGUGGCUCUCUCCAGGCCAAAUGAAGCCUAUACUUUUGCCAGGGUGAAAAAAUCCCUCAUUCACUUCUGGUUUUAUUCCCCUGAUAGAGUUCCAUACAGGCAAAGUAGGGAUAUUUUCGUAUCAUCCUACUUCUUAGCAUUUUAUUUUCCAAUAUCCUGCAUUUCAUUUGUGUAUCUCCUGAAACAACGAAAUGGAAAAUAUAAGAAUUUAUAAUCUGGAAAAAAAAUUCUCUGAGGAAUCAAUUAAAGCUGGGUUUUCCUACUUGCUUUUUUUUUUUUUUUUUUUGGCUGCUUUGGGUCUUUGUUGCUGUGCGCAGGCUUUCUCUAGUUGUGGCGAGCAGGGGCUACUCUUCAUUAUGGUUCGCGGGCUUCUCAUUGUGGUGACUUCUCGUGUUGCGGAGCAUGGGUUCUAGGCACACAGGCUUCAGUAGUUGUGGCACGCGGGCUCGGUAGUUGUGGCUUGCGGGCCCUAGAGUAUGCGGGCUUCAGUAGUUGUGGCACACGGGUUUAGUUGCUCUGCAGCAUGUGGGAUCUUCCCAGACCAGGGAUCGAAUCCGUGUCCCCUGCAUUGGCAGGUGGAUUCUUAACCACUGAGCCACCAGGGAAGUAGGGAAGUCCCCCUACUUGCUUUUUGAUGAGAACAAUUAACUGAUGAAAGUGUUCCAUUUGCCUCGUCAUAAAUUUUAGACUUUUUGUGUAUAGAGCAGAAGAAAGGGUUUAGAUUUACAAUUUCUUCACAUCAGAUGUUUUAGCAUCAGAUGGAUUUAUAGACGUUAACUGGAAAUGUAAAAGAAACCAAUAGUUUCAAAGGGGCUAGAUUUCCAAAAUUAGACUUUAAGCCUAACUGCACCCAUUUAGUGCAUAGCAAAAUUUUUAAUCAUAAAAUGAAAUAGAAAUCUGAAAAAGAACAAGAGAGAUAAUUAUUUGUUUAAAAGUGGUUGACAUUAUUUACAUUGCAUUUAUAUAUCUUUUAAUGAUAGAAUGUCAAGGGUUGCCAAAUGGAAACGUAGGCCGAGAGAUGAUUCCUGGGGCCUAGCUCCAUGGUCUGUGAAUUACAUUAUUUAAGAGAGAAUCAUCACUUAAAAUAUAUCCACUCUCCAGGAUUGCUCUCUUUCAAUACUGUUUUUCACCAUCACUUUUAUUUUUUUUAUUUUUAUUUUUUUUAAUUUUUGGCUGCGUUGGGUCUUCGUUGCGGUGUCCGGGCUUCUCAUUGCAACGGCCUCUUUUCCUGUGGAGCACGGGCUCCAGGCGCAUGGGCUUCAGUAGUUGUGGCACACGGGCUCAGCAGCUGUGGCACAUGAGUUCUAGAGCGCAGGCUCAGUAGUUGUUGUGCAUGGACCUAGCUUCUCUGCGGCAUGUGGGAUCCUCCCGGGCCAGGGCUCGAACCCGUGUCCCCUGCAUUGGCAGGCGGAGUCUUAACCACUGUGCCACCAGGGAAGCCCCCACCAUCACUUUUAAAUAACUGCUUCUUUGCUUUGCUUUAAAAGCUAGCAAAGCACAAGAUCCAGAUCUGGGCACAUGUCAAUCCAUUACUGAAUGAAUGAUAUAGCAGGCUUACUUUGGAAGUUUUGUAUUCCUUCAAUAAUCCUUUACAUAAAUUGGGUUCAUUUCACUCUAUGCAAUUACCCUGAACAUGCAUGCCAGUUUUUUAUUUUUUCCUUACAUCAAGUGCAAAAGAAGUUCUAGUCUAAACAAUGAAUGUAGUCCUGUGCCUGUGCCUUAUUAAAUAAAAAGCAUCAAAAGCAUAUUUCAAAUUCAAAGCAAAAUGCAUCCAAGAAAAAUUGCUUUGGGGUAUUGAUACAUACAGCUCUGAAGGGCAAAAUCCCAAAUCUUAAAGCAAAGGCCUAAGCGUAAAUAUUCUAUCCCACUGAGGACAGAAGCCUCUCUUUUCUCUGGGUCUCACACUGGGCUGUACAUCAAGCCCAUGGUUAAAUGAGCAGCGUGGCUCACUGGGGCAGUGCCAGGAAUGAGCUGCUUCAGCUGCACCCACUAAGGAACCAUGGACCUCAGCUGCAGAACUCAAAGGCAAAGAAGCACCAGCCUUGGGAAGGCAAAGGAAAGUGCGAAUUACAUGGUAGAAGUCCCAACCGAGAAAUGAGAGUGUCUCCAGUGCUUUGUAGAAGUCAGCUGCCCCGAGGUGCUUGCAUAUCUGGGAAAUUACCUUCUGCACAGGCCAGCCAGGCUGCACUUAAGCUAGAAACAAAAGCAGGCUGACUCCAGUCACAGCCAUCUCAGAGGUCCAGGAUAUAACGUCUUACGAAGUAAUUCAGCAAAAAUGUGAAAUAAGCAUAUUUCUCUUCUUUCCUAAAAAAAAAAAAUGUAUGUAUGUAUGCUGAACAGAUGGGGUGGAUCAUAACACAUGACUUCAAUCCGUAUUUAAUUUUAUAAAAGCAGUUAUUCUUCAAGGUCAAGGUAAAUUUUGUAAUGUAAAAAUUACCCUUUGGUCUUCCUCUUAAGCGUGCCCUACAUUCUGAUAUUCAGAUCCAGGCUUCAACUUGGUUUCUUAAAUUAUUGUGUUUGUAAAGGCACAUCAGAAGAGAUCAUAAUGAAAAUUCAGUUCAGAACUGCAAUUUUGCCUUGAUUUUGUAGUUGAUUAGAAUUCAAAAAUCCAUAGGAGUGGAUUCAGACCAGCCAUUCUUCACAUUAAAGAAAAAAAUCGUGGGGUUAACCAUUUGUUGUAUUUUUCUAGAUAUCUCAUAACUUAUUCAGGUUUGUGUUCAUUUUCUGUAUAUUUACCUAUAAAUAGAUGCUCCACUACAAUAUCUGCUAUUAAACAAAUCUAAGUUC
Balaenoptera musculus (blue whale) is the source of this 5752-nucleotide messenger RNA. RefSeq names its product family with sequence similarity 114 member A1 (gene FAM114A1). Bases 88 to 1779 code for a protein of 563 amino acids. The record is from RefSeq and is a predicted model, not a curated record. The transcript has 14 exons. Lineage: Eukaryota; Metazoa; Chordata; Mammalia; Artiodactyla; Balaenopteridae.